Messenger RNA from Lolium rigidum, 765 nucleotides. Its product is annotated as dehydration-responsive element-binding protein 1H-like. The transcript has a single exon. Lineage: Eukaryota; Viridiplantae; Streptophyta; Magnoliopsida; Poales; Poaceae. Gene Ontology annotation, molecular function: DNA binding; DNA-binding transcription factor activity. The coding region runs from base 1 to 729 and encodes 242 amino acids. Gene Ontology annotation, biological process: regulation of DNA-templated transcription. The record is from RefSeq and is a predicted model, not a curated record.
AUGGACUCGAGCUCUUCACCCUCCUCCUCAUCGAUAUCGUCCUCCCCUGAGCGCAACACGGCAGGGUGGGCGGCGCCGGCAAAGCGGCCCGCGGGGCGCACCAAGUUCCGGGAGACGCGGCACCCGGUGUACCGCGGCGUGCGGCGCCGGGGAAGCGCCGGCCGGUGGGUCUGCGAGGUGCGCGUCCCAGGAAAGCGCGGCGCGCGGCUCUGGCUCGGGACGUACGUCACCGCCGAGGCCGCCGCGCGCACGAAUGACGCCGCCAUGCUCGCCCUCGGCGGCAGCGCCGCCACCGCGUGCCUCAACUUCGCCGACUCCGCCUGGCUGCUCUCCGUGCCGUCCGAGCUCUCCGAUCUCCGCGACGUUCGCCGCGCCGCCGUCGAGGCCGUCGCGGACUUUCAGCGCUGGGAAGCCACCAGCGCCCCCCUUGCCUCCGACAUCGACGCCGAGGAGCACAUAUGUAGCGAUUCUUCAGCACCGUCGUCGUCUGACAAUACCGGUUCAUCGGAGACGUCAGGGGAAUCUUACGCCGAUUCAGAGUUCGAGGUGCCGGUCACACUGGACACCGAUAUGUUCAGCCUUGACAUGUUCCCGGAAAUGGACUUGGGCACGUACUACAUGAGCCUCGCGGAGGCCCUGCUUAUGGACCCGCCGCGGCCGGCCACUGCCACCGCCACCGGCCACUGCCACCGCCACCGGCGCGUACUGGGACAACGUAGACUGCUUUGACGGCGGAGCUGAUGUGGCUCUCUGGAGCUACUAGGC